AGCCAAACAGCUAUCCAUGGAAUAUUAGAAUCUGACUCCCCCCGUUCUCAUAUUUGUUUUGUGUGUCUCAUACCAAAUUAAAGAUAUGAGAGAUGCAGCAUUCUAAGGCUAAAUAGCUAGAAAAUACUAAUUCAAACUUGAGUAUUCUUCAAAGAGAGCAUAGGGGCAAUCCUAAGUAUCAGAGGAAGAAGCAUCCUAAGGGAGACCAAAGCCAAAUGUUUUCCACAGGAAUCCUCCUUCUGGCUGUUUCGAUUUCACCUGCACUGGCUGGGCCAUGGGCUACUAUAUGUGCUGGCAAGUCUUCCAAUGAGAUCAGGACAUGUGACAGCCACGGCUGUGGCCAGUACACGGCUCAAAGGCUUCACCGGGGUGUGGAUGUCUUGUGCUCGGAUGGAUCUACUGUGUAUGCACCUUUCACCGGAAUGAUUGUGGGCCAGGAGAAACCUUAUAAAAACAAAAAUGCCAUCAAUAAUGGUGUCCGGAUCUCUGGAAGAGGUUUCUGUAUUAAAAUGUUCUACAUUAAGCCAAUUAAAUAUAAAGGUUCUAUCAAGAAGGGAGAAAAACUGGGCACUCUAUUGCCCUUGCAGAAAGUUUAUCCUGGCAUACAAUCUCACGUACACAUUGAAAACUGUGACUUGACAGAUCCUACUGUGUACCUAUAGAUGGAAGACAAAUAACCAGAUCUUCUAAAGAGAGCCAUCUUCUUAAAACCUGGGUGCAUAUUCUGCUUUUCAAGAAACCUGUGUUCAAAUAGAAACAUGAUGAAUGCAAGAAAGAAAAAAGCAUGUUGAUUUCAACUCAUUGCCACUUUGAUGUUUUGAGGGUCAAUUAAUCCCUCAGGUCUGAUCUGUAAUCUAUGGGAUCUGGGGUGUGUUUUUUCUUAAAGAUUUCUCAGUCCUGAAUACAUAAGAUAAAUAAACAUAUGAA
Messenger RNA from Balaenoptera musculus (blue whale), 927 nucleotides. It is a transcript of the gene LECT2, whose product is annotated as leukocyte cell derived chemotaxin 2. The record is from RefSeq and is a predicted model, not a curated record. The transcript is spliced from 4 exons. Lineage: Eukaryota; Metazoa; Chordata; Mammalia; Artiodactyla; Balaenopteridae. The coding region runs from base 216 to 662 and encodes 148 amino acids.